This is a messenger RNA of Pelagomonas calceolata, 793 nucleotides long. NCBI's taxonomy places the organism in Eukaryota, Pelagophyceae, Pelagomonadales, Pelagomonadaceae. The record is from the annotation of a GenBank genome assembly.
AUGUAAGACUCUAGCAAACGUGCCGGCUCGACGACGCGUACGACGCGUACGCCGACGCGCAUCGCAGCGACGCGCGGCACACCACGACGGCAGCCGAGAACCCAUCCACAACACCGCAGCGUCGGCCGGGGCAGCCGUAACCGCACAGACCCCCAUACCCAAAAGCACAGUGCCGCACGCCGCCGCUCAUCCAAAGAUGAUCAAGGGCAUCAUCAUCGUCAACAACUCCGGCCAGGCCCGCAUCUGCAAGUUCUUCCAGCAAGUACAUAGAGAAGGUUACAGUCCCGAAGAGGCGCAGCAAAGCGUCGUCCAGCAGGUCUACAAACAAGUGAGUGAACGACCGGACUCCUUCUGCAACUACCUGGAAGGUAGUAUCAUGCAGUGGGGCGACGCCACGAAGCUGAUCUAUCGGCACUACGCUACUUUAUACUUCGUCUUCGCGGUCGACAAGCUUGAAUCCGACCUGGGUAUUUUGGACCUCAUCCAGGUCUUCGUCGAGGCCCUGGACAAGUGCUUCGAGAACGUGUGUGAAUUGGACUUGAUCUUCCACAGCGACAAGGUCCACUACAUCUUGGACGAGAUCGUGAUGGCCGGGAUGGUCCUCGAGACGAACAUCGUCACUAUUCUGUCAGGAGUGAACGACCAGACGAAACUCCACCAGAAGUCCACCUCGAAACUGAACGAGGCCCUGGGGAAGGCCACCUCCACCAAAAUGGGGUCGCCGGGCGUAAGGUAGUAGUUCUCUGUUCUUCUUGUGCGGGCGUUUUUGUGGUCCUAGGCUCUGCGCGCGGCG